CACGCCAAGUCGCUCGCUCAGGCGACCAGGGUUUUCACCAGUCUAGCAUUAUUGCCACUCGCUUCAACUUUGGACCUCCCAGCAGAUCGAGUUCAUCUUUUGGACGGAGAGAAAGAAGGCUACACAAGCUACGAUCAGCUUGUCUCUUCCAUUCACAGGAACGACAUUCCACGGCUGCCAGUCCGCCAUGCUACUAAGGGCACUCCGGCCUACCUGGUCUAUUCCAGUGGGACAAGUGGCCUUCCCAAAGGCAUGUAUUUCUUUUCUGGCAUUCACUUCUGA
Molecule: messenger RNA, 282 nt
Organism: Suillus subaureus
Lineage: Eukaryota; Fungi; Basidiomycota; Agaricomycetes; Boletales; Suillaceae
Exons: 1
Source: RefSeq, a predicted model, not a curated record